AUGAGAAAAUAAUAAUUACAAGACGAAUAAUCCCAAUUGCAGCAGGCUGCAAGGAAAUCCGAGAAAAUGCAGGCAACAAGGAAUGCAGCGGCUUCCGCAAAAGAGACGGCGGCCAACUUAGCCGCCUCCGCCAUGGCCGGCCUGGAAAAGACCAAGGCCACGUUGCAAGAGAAGGUGGAGGAUGCGGCGGCUCAGGAUCCGGUGCAGAAGGAGAUGGCGACAGAGAAGAAAGAGGAAAGGAUCAAGCAGGCGGAGUAUAACAAGCUUGCGGCGCGUGAGCAAAAUGCUGCCGGACGACAAGCAGCUAAAGCCGGUGGGAUGGAGAAUUACUCGACUGGCGGAGCUGGUGCCGCCACUAAUGCUGGCAAUAACCCUGAUUGGCUCACCGGGAAUAACCCCAUUGCCGGGAGUAGUACUGAUGCUGCUAUGGACCAAUUUGAACAUAAUCCUGGACAGGCACGUUUGAACCCUACUAAUCGGGGCGGUGGACCUGGUGGUGGCCCCAUGCCCACCUCCGGCCACGGUACUGGUCCGUAAAACUAUUAGAUUUUGUAUUCACAGCUAGCCAUUUAAUUUGUGGGAGGUGGGCUUCAUUCUGUGCUUGGAAUUUGGUGGUGAUUUCUUGAGCAAAUGUAGUAUGAUGCAUGGCCACCUGAAUAAAUACAUCUCUAACCAUCAUCUUCAAAUUA
Messenger RNA from Diospyros lotus (date-plum), 689 nucleotides. RefSeq names its product 11 kDa late embryogenesis abundant protein-like. NCBI's taxonomy places the organism in Eukaryota, Viridiplantae, Streptophyta, Magnoliopsida, Ericales, Ebenaceae. The transcript is spliced from 2 exons. Gene Ontology annotation, biological process: embryo development ending in seed dormancy. The record is from RefSeq and is a predicted model, not a curated record. Bases 67 to 537 code for a protein of 156 amino acids.